Molecule: messenger RNA, 1872 nt
Organism: Cladophialophora bantiana CBS 173.52
Lineage: Eukaryota; Fungi; Ascomycota; Eurotiomycetes; Chaetothyriales; Herpotrichiellaceae
Exons: 3
Coding region: 1-1872 (623 amino acids)
Molecular function (GO): oxidoreductase activity, acting on CH-OH group of donors; flavin adenine dinucleotide binding
Source: RefSeq, a predicted model, not a curated record
AUGGCGGCCACCAACGGAACCAAUGGCACGCAGAAAUCGGCCCUCGUCGCCGUCGAUGAGUUUGUCGGGCACGAUUACGACUAUCUCAUCUGUGGUGGUGGUACAGCAGGACUGGCCGUUGCUGCUCGCCUAACGGAGAAUCCAGAUGUCACCGUCGGUGUAAUUGAAGCCGGCAAGAAUCGACUUGGUGACCAGCUUGUCGAUGUCCCCGCAAUGUUUACACAGAUGUUGGGCAACACGGAGUACGAUUGGGCAUGGAAAACCAUUCCUCAGCCAGGAAACAAGAAUAAAGUCCACCAUGUUGCCCGGGGCAAAGCGCUGGGUGGAUCGAGCGCGAUCAAUUACUUGAUGUAUGUUCGCGGAUCGGACCAAGACUACGAUGACUGGGCCAAAUUGGCAGACGACCCUUCGUGGUCAUCCGCCAACAUGAAGCAAUACAUGCGAAAGCACCAAACGCUGGAGCCUAUUGACGAGAGAGUCACUGACCGCUCCACCAUGCCAUUUGUCGGAGAGAAUCACGGCACAAGCGGUCCUAUACGGACCAGCUUCAAUGACUCGCGACUUCCCAUUGAAGACGAUGUGAUCAAGGCCGCUGACUAUGCCACCGGAUUUGACAAAAAGCCAACCGAUCCAUGGAGCGGAGAUCACAUUGGCUUCUACAAUACUCUAGGCACGGUGACCCGCACAGGUCCUAACAAGGGCAUGCGUAGCUACGCUGCUCGAGCAUACUUCCAGGCCAACGAACAUCGCCCGAAUCUCAAAGUCAUAACCGAGGCGCUGGUCGCUCGAGUCAUCCUCGAAAAUAAGAGUGCGACUGGUGUCGAGUUCAUCCAUAACGGCCAGAAGCAUACCGUCAAAGCCAAACGAGAAGUGAUUGUUUGUGGUGGAACCAUCAACUCUCCCCAGAUCCUCGAGAUGUCUGGCAUUGGCAACCCAGACAUUCUUAAAGCAGCCGGCGUCGAAUGUCUCGUCAACCUCCCCUCUGUCGGAGAAAAUUACCAAGAUCACGCCGCUACCGCUAUUAUCUACACACUGGCCGAUGGCCAAAUGUCUGCGGACUCGAUCUACAAGCCCGAAGUCAUGGCAGCCGCGCAAAAGGCUCUCGUGGAAGAACAAGGCGGACCGUUGACUGGAAUCCAAUCCGUUCAAGGCUUCUUCCCUUGCUCCAUGUUCCUAGAGGAAGGCGAGCUAAAUGAGAUUGUCAAGUCCAUUGAAAGCGCCAAGGCGAAGACGCCGUUUCAGAGGAAACAGUGGGACCAAGUCAUCUCACACGUCAAGAGCAACAAGUCGGCAAAUCUGCAGCUCGUCUUUAUCGCCGCGACGGGCGAUAUGGUAGAAGGUGUCAGUGAUCAGGCUAAAUUGUUCGCUCCACCAGCUGAGGGCGCUCGAGACGGCAUCACACUCGCUGUUUGCCUGCAGUACCCGUUCUCCCGCGGCCACAUUCACAUCAAAUCCGCCGAUCCCGCCGUGGCGCCCGAAAUCCACCCCAACUUGUUGGGUGAGGAAGCCGACGUCGCCAUCCUCGCCGCGGGCCUGAAGUUCAUCGAGAAGACGGCCGCAGCGCCCCAGCUCAAGGACAAAAUCAGCCAACGCAUCGUGCCGGAGCCAAAAACGUUCCCCUCCCUCGACUCGGUGCAGUCCCGUCGCGCGGCCGUCAGGGAGCACGUCCUGGGCGAGUACCACAGCUGCGGGUCGUGCGCGAUGGGCGACACGGUGGACUCGCACCUGCGGGUGAAAGGCGUGCAAAACCUGCGCGUCGCGGACGCGAGCAUCUUUGCGAACAAUGUUAGUGGCAACAUCUUGAGUAGCGUCUAUAUGAUCGCCGAGAAGGCGGCGGACAUGAUCAAGCAAGACUGGGAUCAUGCCGCUUGA